AGGUGCUGGGCGGUUUUAGAGAUUGUACCACAGACUGAUUGUUUAGCAAUCCGUAUGGGUAGAGAUAUUGAUGGCAAUCACACUGAGUCUAAUACACAUCAUGAUUCAGCUAUUAUUACUACAGUACCAACUGUUACAGAUCAUCAAACAGAAAGCAUUAUGUCCAUAUUACUUUCAACAACUUCAAAAUAUUUAGUCAGUUGUUUUCAAAAUGUUUCAUUAUUUAAUUCAAAGCAAGAAGGAGAGAUUGCUACUGUUCCACUAACAAAUAUUAUCAAAGAGGAAUAUCCACAAUUUAAUUGGGUUGCUAUGUUAAUACAAAUAUUUAUUAUGAUCAGUAUCACAGUUUCUUUUUUAACCAUUGGAUCGGCCAUGGUACAUACAUUAUCUGGCUGGUUAGAUUCCCUCUGGACACAGGAUCAUUUCAUCAGUUAUGCUGCAGUUGAUGUAAAAAGGAAAUGUUAUUGUUCUUCUGGAAAAUGGUGA
Molecule: messenger RNA, 486 nt
Organism: Saccoglossus kowalevskii
Lineage: Eukaryota; Metazoa; Hemichordata; Enteropneusta; Harrimaniidae
Source: RefSeq, a predicted model, not a curated record